GACUUUUGCUUUCGUUUCGGGCAAUGCAUGCCUCAGUCCACUAUAUCUGCAAGGACGAUAACAAGCUCGCGAGCUUAACACUGAUGCACAAGCGAAGCUCAGAGCAACAAGUGGUUGAUUCGGUAACGCGCGCGAUAUCCUGUGAUUUGUGUGAUACUUUUUGAUUUGUGAUAUUUUUUUGUGCCGGAUUAUAAAUAAAACUGGACUUAAGCAUGCAACCCCAAGAAAUUUAAGAAAACCCGUAUACCUGGGUUGACUACAAUGAAAUUUCAAUAUUACUUCCGAAUAGCGCACUUUGCAAAAAACCAUUUUGGUGUUGAAGCAGGCAAAUACAAAAAUCAAGAUGAAGUUCCAAUUCAGAUGCUUCUGUCAAAGCAUUUUCACUUCAGUCGACUAGUAUACGUUUUAAUGGGUAUAUUCACAUUGGUUAUGGGUAUAGUAUUAUCUUCUGUCCCAUGGUUAGAUUAUGUCAUUUUACAGAAUUUAAAGUUGUGGAAUGGUUCCCUCAGUUUUCAGUAUUGGCAGAAACCUGGUGUGGUUAGGUUUACGAAAGUGUACAUCUUCAAUGUUACAAACCCAGAUACGUUUUUGAGUGAUGGGGAAAAGCCAAAGUUACAGGAAAUUGGUCCUUUUGUGUAUAGGGAAGAGAUGGAAAAAGUUAACAUUAAGUUUCACGAAAAUGGAACCUUAUCGUACCAACAUAAGAAAAUAUUACAAUUUGUACCUGAAUUAUCUGUAAAUAAGCACCAAAAGAUUACAGUCCCAAAUAUACCAUUACUGACACUGUCGACUUACUCAAACACAUUGGGAAGUUUUAUUCAAAGGACAAUAUCCUUUCUGCUGAUGGUUGGAAAAUUUAAACCUUUUGUGACGGUGACAGCAGAUGAGCUGGUGUUCGGGUAUGACGACAAAUUGGUGUCGUUGGCGCACCAAUUUUACCCCAAAAGAAAAAGACCCAUGUCCAAAAUGGGACUGUUGAUCAAUAGAAACGGUACCCUCAACGAGAUCCACAACAUCUACACUGGAUCCAGUGGUAUGAUGGAGUUUGGACUCCUGGAAAAAUUAAAUGGUGACGAUAGGUUACCGUACUGGGAGAACUCGCCGUGUAAUGCUUUAAGAGCAAGCGAAGGCUCAUUUUUCCCGCCCAGAUACUUCACCAAACAGGACAUGGUCCACAUCUACGACAAAGAUCUCUGCAGGAUAAUGCCACUGCAGUACCGAGGUCCAGUCACCAAACACGGCAUCCAGGCGGAUUUAUACACGCCGCCCAGCAGCAUUUUCGAGAAUGUGGACAAAUAUCCAGAUAACAAAUGCUAUUGCCCCGGAAACGAAUUCUGCCCACCGAAAGGAUUGCAAAAUAUAAGUCCUUGCCAAUUCGAUGCCCCUGUUUACCUGUCAUUUCCGCAUUUCCUGGAUGCAGAUCCAGAAUUACUUCAAGGAUUCGAAGGACUGUCGCCCAACAAGAAAAAACAUCAGUCUUAUUUCAAAAUACAACCUAAACUUGGGGUGCCACUGGAAGGCAAAAUUCGGGCGCAGCUGAACUUGAAAGUGGACCAGGCUCCGUACGUGGCACCAGUAAAAAACUUUCCUACCAUAAUUUUUCCAAUAAUGUGGGUCGAAGAGGGGAUCGACGAUGUGACGCCGGCUAUCCGUCGCUGGAUGUAUUUAGCCACGACGUUUGCAGACGUCGCUUGUCCGCUGAUGACGUACGGCUUCAUCUUCAUCGGCGGAUGCAUCCUGGUAGGCGUGUUCAUCAACACCUACAAGUCCAUAGUGUUCACCAAAGAGACCAUAGAGGUGGGGAUGAAGCAUCUGCGAAAGCGGGGCAGCCUCUACAUCCACCAGCCGAACCUCGUGAUUAGCAGACACGACACCUACACACUUUUGGAUAUGCGGGAGGAAAUGGAAGUCUGAGCCGUUUGUUGUUGUUGUUAAUAUUGUUAUCGCCAGUUUAUCAAAGUUACGUCCAAAGAACUGGAAAUAUGUAGAUUAGGGUGAUUCAUUUCCGCAAAGUUUUUGUUUUUUU
This is a messenger RNA of Brassicogethes aeneus, 2026 nucleotides long. NCBI's taxonomy places the organism in Eukaryota, Metazoa, Arthropoda, Insecta, Coleoptera, Nitidulidae. The record is from the annotation of a GenBank genome assembly.